Wyeomyia smithii (pitcher-plant mosquito) is the source of this 1690-nucleotide messenger RNA. RefSeq names its product facilitated trehalose transporter Tret1-like. Gene Ontology annotation, molecular function: sugar transmembrane transporter activity. The record is from RefSeq and is a predicted model, not a curated record. Gene Ontology annotation, biological process: transmembrane transport; carbohydrate transport. Gene Ontology annotation, cellular component: membrane. Bases 93 to 1493 code for a protein of 466 amino acids. The transcript has 4 exons. NCBI's taxonomy places the organism in Eukaryota, Metazoa, Arthropoda, Insecta, Diptera, Culicidae.
CACUUGAGAUAGCAAAAAAAUAGUUGUUUGGAACUAAGUGUCAAUUUGAAUGGCAUGCAUCCGAUUUUAUAAUACCCCUUUGUAGCGAUAGGAUGCAUCGAGCGAAGGCUACGUUUCGUGAAUUCCUGGUGGCAGCUGUUGCCAGUAUUUCGGGAAUCGCAAUGGGGUUGGCUCUAGGAUGGCCAUCACCAAUGUUUCAAAAGCUUACGGAAGAGACCCUCGUGGAAAAUCCCAUCGGUUAUGUGAUAGUCGAAAGUGAGCAAUCUUGGAUAAACUCGGUACUAGCAAUUGGAGGAUUUUUUGGGCCUUUUGUUGCGGGAUAUGUUUCCGAUCGUGUAGGCAGAAAACCCGCUCAUCUGUUUAGCAGUGUUAUCCAUAUUGCUGGCUGGAGCAUGUUGCUACUUGCGAAGUCGGUACCCCUAAUGAUAGCUGCCCGGUUUGUGCUAGGGUUCGGCAAUGGGUACAUUUUGAUCACCCUAACGAUAUAUAUAGGUGAAAUCGCCAGUGACAAAUACCGAGGAAUAUUAGGUUCUUUUUUGCAAAUUGGUCAAACAGUUGGUAUUUUGUACGUUUAUUGCAUCGGUCCUUAUGUCGGUUAUUACGCAUUCCAGUGGAUAUGCUGCGCCGUCCCUAUCGCGUUUGGAAUUUGCUUUGUUUAUAUGCCGGAAACUCCGCACUAUCUAAUCUCUAAAGGCCAGCACGAAAAAGCUCUUCAUUCACUGAUGUACCUUCGUGACGCUACGGCAGAGGAAAUCCAACCAGACAUAAAUGCGGUAGAGCGGUAUAUUCGUCAAGAGGAGAAUCUGCAACAGGAAAACGCUUUUCGAAAGCUCUUUACUUACCGAGCGAAUCAGAAAGCCAUCCUCAUCAGUUUUUGUUUGCUGUCAUUUCAACAGUGGACUGGAAUAGACUGCAUAUUAUCCAAUAGCGAGUUGAUUUUUGCUAAGGCUCGAAUCUCUCUUUCUCCGGAUAUCUCAACCAUUAUCAUUGGUAUCGUGCAAGUGAUCUGUUGCAUCGUGACACCAUUCUUCGUUGACCUUGUUGGCCGUAAACCGGUGUUAAUGUAUUCUGCGGUAGGAUUAUCAAUAUCGCUAGCUCUGCUUGGGGUAUACUUUGUCAUGGAACCAAUGGCGAUUCCAACAGAACACAUCAGCUGGAUUCCACUGACCGGAAUGAUCGGAUUCAUCGCUAUUUACAAUUUUGGUUUUGGUCCAGUACCGUGGGCAAUUGCGUCAGAAAUCUUCGCCUAUGACGUGAAAGCUCUCGGCAGUACGAUAAACGUCUCCGUUACGUGGAUACUGGACUUCCUAGCGCUACGCUUCUUCCUGUUGAUCAGCGAAUCUAUCGGAUUCGAAUGGGCGUUUUGGAUUUUUGCACUGGUUUGUGUAGCUGCAUUCAUUUUUACAUGGUUAUUCGUCAUCGAAACGAAAGGGCUGAGUCUUGAAGAAAUACAGCAACGACUCGGUGGAAAAUCUACGAAGGAAGCACUUUAGAAUGUUUUUUUUUUUUCAUCCAAUAGAAUUGUUUCUAUAGAUUAACGAUAAUGUUCAUGAAUAAAUGAAAAGCAUUUCAUAUAAAGCUGUUUUUCGUUUGCGAAGGUAUAUCCAAAACACCGAUAUAGAAACAAAAUUUUCGUUUAAUACAUAGGUAUAAGUGUUAAACUAAAUUGUGAAAGUGAUCUAUAAAAGAG